GGUGUUGUUGAGUGGAGUGUGUGAGUGUGAGAGAGAGUGUGAGUGAGAAAGAACGUGGUUAGUGAAGCUUAGCAUAUUUAGCUAGCUUGUAAGCGUGAACGCGUGGAGGAGAUGAUAUAAUUCUCGGCUGUUUGUAUUUUUUUAUAGUCAGGUUUGGUUUAAAAAUAGACGGAGAAGGUAAAGAGAUUAGAAACUUUGUUGCUCACAGAUUCCUGACGAGCUAGUAGAAGGUUUGACAGGGAGUUUUGUGAAUUGUGUUGUUGAUGUUAUGCUAGUGGUUUAGAGUUUUGGAAAUCAGAAUGUCCUUAAGCAGCCAGAAGACCAGCAGCCGCGCCAUUCCGGCCACCAGACGGGUGACCAUCACCGACACGGCCCAUCUACCCCAUGACUACUCCAGCACACCUGGAGGGACUCUGUUUAGCACCACUCCCGGAGGAACCCGAAUCAUCUAUGACCGGAAGUUCCUGCUGGACUGCCGCAGCUCCCCGUUGGCCCACACGCCCCCCAGUUGCCUACCUGAUAUCCCUGGCGUGACCAGCCCUUCUACAAACACUGUCAAAAACAACAAAACCAAACCUCAAGAGUGCGUCGGCAGCAAAAGCAUCCCUCCUGUGGACAAGGCCACGGGUGAAGACGCCCAGUUUGAAAUGGAUAUCUAGUAAAGUCUGAUGUCAACAUUAGUGAUGACGGUCCUUAUAAGAAUGAAUGAAAACAAAAGCUCUCUCCUGUCAUCUACCUUCUUUCAUUAUCUACUGUUUUUUUUUCUACCCCUUAUAUUUGUAUCAAUGCUGUCAUUCCAGACACGCACAAGACAUUUGCCAUCGAGUCUCAACACCAGCACACACUGCUGUGUUUAAGUUUACUGCCAGUGCUCCUGCAUAAGCUUCUGCUCAAGAUGUGUUUUUCGUCACUUUCUGCUGCCACUUGUGUAGAUUGCUAACAUGACCACUGGGAGGAGCAGUGGUUCCUUUUGAAAGAUUUUUUUAUACCUGGUGCUGAAGUGUGAAAGUGUUGUAGGAUAACAAAGAAAACAGUUUCCCCCCACUUCUUUUGCCCUGUUAGUGUUACCUUUUUUAUAAUGGAGAUGUUUUUUUUUCCCCCAUCUAAAGUGUUUUUCAACAAAAUGCAAGAUGUGUUCCCCCACCCCUUUUUUGGUUAAUUUUUGUUUUGCUGUUUUGUCAAUUAUACAAUAUCUAAGGAAUAAAUCCUCUCCUAUGAUUUAUACAAUCAUGAAAA
This is a messenger RNA of Tachysurus vachellii, 1236 nucleotides long. RefSeq names its product eukaryotic translation initiation factor 4E binding protein 1 (gene eif4ebp1). The record is from RefSeq and is a predicted model, not a curated record. Gene Ontology annotation, cellular component: cytoplasm. The coding region runs from base 300 to 659 and encodes 119 amino acids. Gene Ontology annotation, biological process: negative regulation of translational initiation. The transcript is spliced from 3 exons. Gene Ontology annotation, molecular function: eukaryotic initiation factor 4E binding. NCBI's taxonomy places the organism in Eukaryota, Metazoa, Chordata, Actinopteri, Siluriformes, Bagridae.